GGGGGCUCCAGGAUGUGGCGAAGAGCUGGGGGCAACGUUGGCCAGGGCCGCCUCUGGUGUCCACCGAGGCGUAUCCCCGCCGUGGGAGAGGGCCGGCCACGCCCUGUAUCCCAGAAGGCAGGCAGGACAGCUGCAAGAACAGAGCCUUCCGGACGUCCGCGCGGAUCUCUCCAGUCGGCCCUGGGCCCCUCUCAGCGAGGCGCCCCCUGGCGCGCGGGUGCGCGCCGCCAGCGGUGCGCAUGUGUCGGCGGCGGCGAUGGGGGCGGAGAGGCCCCGGGAGGGGGCAUUGCACGCAGUCGCCCGGGAGCCUCGCCAAAGGCAUGGGCCAUCGACGCCCGUGGAUGCACGUGUUGUUCUCCCUGGAUGCGAAGAGGGGGAUGCCGACCCAGGACAUCUGCGCGGGCCCCCGAAAGCCUGUGCUUGUGCCGCUGUCUGGUCUUCUGGCCUCCCGUCAACGUCGGCGCCGCCACGAAGCACAUGAUCGGCCUGCCCUUCUACCAGGAGAUUGCCCGCGAGAAGGCGCUCAACGUGAACUGGCACCCGGGCCCGCUGGGCCACACCCUGAUCGCCUCGUCCGUGGCGCGCUUCGUCCUCGCCAACCUCCAGCGCGCCCUCUCCGGCGAGAGGCAGAGGACCAAGGGGCCCUCGGACGACAACCCCCUGGUCGGCAAGCCCAUCGCAGGGGCAACCUCGGCGAGCCGCAGUGCGGGAGCCUCCGGCCAGCGCAGUGCCGCACCGGGAUGCUGCCCACCUCCAAGGUCCGGCUGCACGUCAGAGCGACCCUCUGCCAGAGUGGCCUCUGGUGCUGGCGCACGAGUGCGAUCCGACGGCGCGGCUCGCGCGCCCAGAUGGGGCCCCCAGAAGCCGCGCACCAAGGGCCACUCCUGCCUGCAGGGUCACUCUCGCGUGUGCGGCGGGUUUGCAUCGCGUCGGCUCGCCGCGACCGCGACCCCGGCGUGAGCGUUCCAGGUUUAGCGCCGCCAGCGAACCGGCCGCGGCCACGAUGGAACGAUCUGGAGAUCGGGAAUCCGUCGAUCGUCCAAGGCUGGAAGAUGCACGCGCCCAUGCGGUGCGAGAAAAUUUGGGAACCUGCCGUCGCCGACGAGGGCACCCAGCUGAGCAGCGCCAGGGACGCCGGCUCUCGGGACACCUGGCAGCUGGUGGUGUCCCGGCAAGCCGCGGAAGGGCGCACGGAGACCACCGUGGACACGCGUAUGGCCUACAGGGGCACCAGGGCUGACGGGGAGCUGAAGCUCAGCUUCCAGGCGGACAGCGACGGCCAGUACGUGCUGCUCUGCGGGGCCCCCUGCAGCUGGUGGUGCAACGGCAACGCCGGCUUCGUGUCCUCGAAGUCGCAGCGCUGGUGGCCCAAGGACGGGCCCGAGCGUAAGAACGUGAGCGACUUGACAUUCUCCAUCGACGGCCGCGACAUCUCCGGCGGCGAGCUGACCAGGCUGCACGACGAGAUGUUCCACCAGGAGACUGGUAAGUUCUGCCCAGGGUGCAAGAACCCAAUGGACCUCUGCCAGCCGGUGGCCAAGGUGGCCAAGGGCAGGCACACGGUCGGGGCAAGGGUUGAGCCCCGCACCAGGGCCGCGAUCGCCCCAGCCGAUGUCCCGCACAUGCAGGAGGGUGAGGAGAUGUUCGUCGAAAUAUUGGAGAUGUUGGUGGUGGGGUGA
Molecule: messenger RNA, 1679 nt
Organism: Prorocentrum cordatum
Lineage: Eukaryota; Dinophyceae; Prorocentrales; Prorocentraceae
Source: the annotation of a GenBank genome assembly